Solea senegalensis (Senegalese sole) is the source of this 1628-nucleotide messenger RNA. It is a transcript of the gene gkap1, whose product is annotated as G kinase anchoring protein 1. Gene Ontology annotation, biological process: signal transduction. Gene Ontology annotation, cellular component: Golgi apparatus. NCBI's taxonomy places the organism in Eukaryota, Metazoa, Chordata, Actinopteri, Pleuronectiformes, Soleidae. Bases 101 to 1270 code for a protein of 389 amino acids. The transcript has 12 exons. The record is from RefSeq and is a predicted model, not a curated record.
GUUGCUGUACUUAGCCAGACAAUAGUUUGGUAGCAAAGCAGUCAGUCCCGUCACUAACAGGUGAAAGUCUGCUCUACCAACUUUUAUUUUCCACUCCGCAAUGGCAUCAUCUGCUAUGAUCACCGUCCCCACCACUGCAUCCCGCUUCGCCCUGCUACAGAUAGACUCAGAUUCGGACUCUGAUACGUCCGAGCCGGGGAAGAGCAGCACCAAAAGCGCACGGGAAUCCUCCGGGAAGCCCCGGCAGAGGAAGGCAGGGACACCCGGGGCAAAAGCGACUCAGGGCAACGACAAGAAGAAGGAGAAGAAAAAGAAGAAGAAGGAACAGCAGCAGAGUGAAGCAAAUGAGUUGCGUAACCUGGCCUUCAAGAAGAUUCCGCAGAAGUCUUGUGUCCCACCUUCCUCUAUGACACUGUCAGGAAUAGCAAGUGAUCUUCUCAGCCCUUCAUCAGAAGCCUCGAGCGUACCAGCAGGAGGGUGGCAGCAAUGGAAGCAGAGGGAUGAGCAGAUGACCACUGAAUUAUACGAAGCAGACUUGGAAAAGGCCUUGAUUUUAAGUAAAUUGGAGUUUGAACAACAAAAAAAGAGCAACACAAACGCGUCCUCGCCCAAAUCACGUGGAGGAAAAGAGGGCGGAGGAAAAGAGGGCGGAGGGAAGAAGGACAAAAAGAAGAAUCAGCAGGCUAAAGAAAAAAAGACAGUUUCUCUGCAGGACUUCCAGGCUGAAGGCAGUUUAGAACAUUCAUGUAAGAAACAAGAAAAAGAGGAUCCUAAAGCAGCCAACACGGCACUAGGAACUGGUCAGGACGAGAAAUUUUUUAAUGAACUGGAAGACGACAUCACUCGGAUUAUCCAGCGGGAAAAAAGACGUGAGCAGUACAAUACCAGCCAGGGACAAGAAGUAAACACAUCUACAGAACAUGAACCGGACCCAAGAGCAGAGCAGCUGAAAUAUGAUCUCGAGAAGAAAGACAAGGAAAUAGUAGCGCUAAAAAAGACAAUAUCACAGUGGGAGGUGAAAUACAGAGAGGUGAAAGCUAGAAAUUCCCAGCUGCUUAAGAUGCUCCAACAGGGAGAGAUGAAAGACAAAGCAGAAAUCCUUUUACAGGUAGAAGAGCUACUAAAUAUAAAAGAAGAACUUUCAUCACAGGUAACAUUACUGCACGCUGCCCUUGAACAAGAAAGAUCUAAAAUCAAAGGUCUGCAGUCAGAACAACCGAGACAUCAGGGUAACAGAAAAGGGAGAAAAGGCUCAGAAAUGGAUGUAUGAAGGUUUCUGAAGGAAAAGACCUGCAUAGCAAAGUUGAACAAGCAGACAAGCAUAUGAAGAAAACAACUGCUCAUCAGGUUUCUUUUUCCCUCUUUCUUUUAUGGCUUGAAUUCUGUGUCGGCAUAAAAUGCAUGUCCCUUUACAUACACACAAGAAAUGGCUAUGUUUGAAGGUUUUGUUGAAAUGUUGGCUUGGUACUCGGUGCUGCCACCUGUAGGCACAUGAGUGCCAUUGCAUAUCUGUUGAAGGUUGAUUGCUCGCCCGACUGGUUCUUUUGUUUUAAUGCCAACAUGUUUUACUUAGUUUGCCUUUCUUUUUUCACUGUUAAGUAAAUAAAAUGCUUUUUCGGUGAAAACAA